Heterobilharzia americana is the source of this 255-nucleotide messenger RNA. The record is from the annotation of a GenBank genome assembly. Lineage: Eukaryota; Metazoa; Platyhelminthes; Trematoda; Strigeidida; Schistosomatidae.
AUGGUCAGAGUAACAUUGAAAUACUUUGUCUACACAUUUGCUAUCCUCCUCUCAUUAAGUCUUUACCUUGAAUAUGCCAAUGCAUCAGGACUUUUGGUAAGUAGUGAAAAUGCAACAGCUACAACACCAGCAAAACCUACAACAACAAAAACGUCAACGACAAGACAUACGUCUGCUGCCGUAAGGGAAGUAGCAUACUACUCUGCUAUAAGUUCUGCUCUGAUAGCAGGUAUAGUGUGCAGAUAUUCACUUUGA